Caenorhabditis auriculariae is the source of this 3249-nucleotide messenger RNA. Lineage: Eukaryota; Metazoa; Nematoda; Chromadorea; Rhabditida; Rhabditidae. The record is from the annotation of a GenBank genome assembly.
AUGCAAUCUGUCUCUGGAAAGUUAUUUGCUCAUUUGAAAAGGGACUGCGCGGCGGCCGGAGGCGAGAUGCAGAGUGAGUGUAGUGUUUGGCCGAGUGCUGCGUGUGACAGACAGACCGGCAAAUGUCAAUCAAUGGCGCUGCCAAAGCGUCUCGGCUCCGUUCCCACUGACCGCCGACACUUGCCUGUCAACACUGCUCUUUCCGCCGUGUUUGCUAAUUAUCUCCUCGGCCUGUCACCUUUCUUCUCCUUCUCGCCUCAGCUUUUCGAUCGCCCUGUUUAUGUCCCAUUUACACCUCUUAUUGUUCUGAACCAUCGCUUUCGCAUUUCUUGGAAUUUUUUCUCGCCUCUGUUUCAAUGGCUAUGGGAACCUUUUAAAAGAAAUUUGAAUUAAAUCCGAAUUCGAAGGAUAAGCUCGAAUUCGAUAAACUCGAAGGAUAAGGAUAACAUAGAGAUUAUAGGUGUUAAAAAAUAAAGGCGAUUAAGGUUUCAGCGCGCGUCGUUAUUAUUAUUUUUUUCAGAAAGUGCGUUGAGAUGAAUUUUUUUCAAGUUUUUUGCCUACGACUUAGGCUUAAGAAGUAUUAAAGAAUAAUUUUAAAAGAAAAAAAUAAGAUAGCCAAACUUUUAAUUUGAUCUGAUCCAAUAAGAUUUUCGUUCGAAUGUUUUUAUAACAAGGGAAAAAUUCUUCUUGCAUUUGUUCGGCAUAACUAUUUUAUUUCUAAUCAUAAGCCUUAGAGAUUACUUGACCAGCUGACUUAACCUAUGUUAUGUAUGUUUUUUUUUUCGACGCUAGUCAUUCAAUAUUGAUACACUUUCUGGAAGAAAAUAUCAAAAAUAGACAGGAGCAGGAGAAAGAAGAGAGUUUUUGUUUAACGUGGGAAAGAAUGAACCUAUCGGUUAAAACGUUUUUGUGCGGUUUAUAUUUUAGAUUUUCCCUUUUUGUUUUACUCAAACUUUCAUUUGCAGUAUUCAUGGAUCAAAUUUUGGCGAUGGUUAAACAUGCUGGAGAUGAUCCUCCUCGAAGUCUUAACAGCUUCGAAAGCCAUGGUUAGUUGUUCGAACAUAAAUAACUCUAUAAUCAAGUUAGAAAAAGUUGUCAAAAAUGUUACUUCAGAAUCGAUUGGACUGGGUAGUUCCACAUCAACAAGCGAAGAUUUGAGCAUGAGUGGAGAGUGGGCGGAUCGGGACUUGUUGGUCUCAAUUCAUCUGAUUUAAAAAAUUUGUUGGUUGCAGUGAAGCAGAUGAAGGCAAAAAUGCACCUGAGGGCAGCCAAACAACCACCUAUCGUAUAUUUAUGGAUUCACGUGAGAAAAAGUUGAUGGAAAAGAUCGAAUUCGUUAAAGUGGUCGCCAAGCACAAAAACGUCCUUUUCGGCGAGUGCGACGGUCACGAAGUAAGCUUUGUUCGAAAUUCUUGCUGAAUCGGUCCCAAUUAUUUUCUCAAAAAGUUCAAUCAAGCUUGACGUAGGAAUAGUUUUUGUAUUGAAGGUCACUCCUCGGUCGAAAGAAGAGGCCUGGAAGAAGGUGGCGCUAGAAGUCGAAGGCCUCGGGCUCGAGAGUUACAAAGGUAUUUCAUUUAUCAGAUAAAACUCAUACGAUUUGAUCAAAAUUGAACUGUAGGGAAGCCUUGGGCGAGAUUGCGCGACCACGAUUGGCAGUACGUCAGGAGACACGCGCUCGCCCGCAACGAAAACUCCAGCAAACCGACCGGCAUGUUGGCGUUCGUGUUUCUUCUCCUAUAGAUAAUCAUUGUUUUUUCUUUCAACAUUUUGUUUUCAGCAAAAAGAUAGCAAAAGUUGGUAAAGAUUUCACAUUUUUUUUUGUCCAUUAUCAACAAAUACGUUGUUUCAGGCACAACUUAUAGGAUAAAAGGCAGAAAAAUAUUUUGGCCAGCUGACAAAGUGAAAAAAAUGUUUAGAACUUUUACUUCGGUUUUUUUUUCGUAAUUUGUUUAGAAGACAAUUUAAAAAGUUAAUAUGGUUUUACUCAUUUUAUUUAUUCAUUUAUUUAUUUUUUUGAAAUAUCCGACGGUUGCAGGGAUCUCGACAAAAUCGUGCUUGAUAUAAUCGCGACGACAUCCAUCAACUCGCUCACUCCCACCCAAGUGUACAAUUUGAACGCGACGCAGAGCUCAGAAAACAUGGAGCUGGUCCUACGGCAACUUUUGAGCAAGGCUGAUUCCGUCGAUUCCAAGGUUUUCCUCGAAAAAGUUUUUCAGUGACUUCUUUGUUGUAGGAAUCUUUCAAUGUGUCUUUGGAGAGACCUGAUGAGGAUUUCCCCAAGGGGAAACUAGAAGAAACCGUUGCAUCUUCUACACAGCUUUCCGGUAAUAGCGAAGCACUUUUCGACAUACUCAACAAGGUUUUCUUCCAAUUUUGUUUGAGAAAAAUGAGGAUCUUUUUCCAGGUUUCACAUCGCUUUCCACUGGGCAUCGAAUCAAACGGCGCUGUCACUCCCUCAACAAAAACAAAUUUAACAAGGUCUUCAACUCAAACUUUUCAUAUUUUAGUGUUGCAAAAAAAAAAACAAUGACAUAGUAAAUUAAAAGAACCAACUAGUCUUGAAAGAAUUCUCUAUCAUACUCAAAUAAUUAAACUUCACAGAGAGUUUUCCAGCGUCCGUAAAAUGACGUCACGAUCCGCGACAGCUCCUUCUGUCUAUUCGAUCACGUCGUCGACGUCGCCGACGCAAUCUGUCCCCGGACCUCCCUCUAAAAAAUCCAAAAUUGAAUCUGAGCGGUAGUUUUUUACUCACUUUGAGCGGCUGAUUUUCUUUUUAGCUCGCUUUCGCCAGCAUUCGAGAAGAAAAAAGAAGCGUUUGAGCUGAAAAAAAUAGAACUCGAGAUCAGACACAUGGAACUCGUCAACGAAAAAUUAGUCAAGUAAGUUUUCUGAUUUUUUUUUUCUUCUUGUCACCUAUUCUUUCCUUCUUAAACUUCACGGGAUUCCUUCGCAAUUCAAUUCGAUGUUCAACUUCAUACUAUCAACUUUGGAGAGUAGAACGAUUUUAAUGCCGUUAUUCUUUUCUGAAAUUAUUCCCUUGCAAAAUACUGAAUUUCCUUGAUAAGAUACACAUUUUUUCUCCGCAGAGAAAUAGCGGCUCUGGAAGGACGGGAACGGCGGGCUUGCGAGUUGCAUGCGAUGGAGAUGCGUGCCGUCAAAGCAAGACUUCUGCGUGGCGCCGCCGUCGACGAGACUUCCGUCGAUCUCGUCGACAGUCCUCCCAGAAGAUACCUUAACAGCGCUUUUUGA